AUGGGCAAGGCCUCCAAGGACAAGAGGGUACGCUACCUCCGCCUCUCCGCCCAGCUCCUCCUCCGCUCUUGCGUUUUCCCCGCUUCUCACCGGUCUGCGGUGCCGGUUGCUCAGGACAUCUACUACCGGAAGGCCAAAGAGGAAGGGUGGAGAGCUCGCAGCGCCUUUAAGCUCCUCCAGAUAGACCAGGAGUUCAACAUCUUCCAUGGAGUGAAGCGUGUGGUUGAUCUGUGUGCUGCUCCCGGAAGCUGGAGCCAGGUUUUGAGCCGGAACCUGUAUGUACCAGCAAAACAGUCUCCUGAUUGCAAGGAAGGCGAUCUUCCUCUCAUCGUUGCAAUUGACUUGCAACCAAUGGCCCCGAUAGAAGGUGUUAUACAAGUGCAGGGUGACAUCACCAAUGCCCGGACAGCAGAAGUGGUUAUUAGGCAUUUUGAUGGAUGCAAAGCAGACUUGGUUGUUUGCGAUGGAGCUCCGGAUGUUACUGGCCUUCAUGAUAUGGACGAAUUUGUUCAGUCCCAGCUUAUACUCGCGGCAUUGACUAUUGUGACUCAUGUACUCAAAGUUGGUGGAAAAUUUGUCGCGAAGAUAUUUCGGGGUAAAGAUACAAGUCUCCUGUACUGCCAGCUAAAACUGUUCUUCUCACAAGUUACAUUUGCGAAGCCAAAAAGUAGCAGGAACUCAAGCAUUGAGGCGUUUGCAGUUUGUGAGAACUAUUCACCUCCAGAAGGGUUCAAAGAGGAAGAUCUAUACCACCUGCUAGAGAAAGUGGGGACUCCUUCAGGAGGUGACGAUUUAGAUUGCAGAAGCGGAUGGCUCGAGGGACCAAACAAGGUUUACAUCCCGUUCCUUGCCUGCGGGGAUCUCAGCGGCUACGACUCCGACCGCUCAUACCCGCUCCCGAGCACGGACGGCGGCUCCUACCGGAGCUUGGACCCCGUCCAGCCUCCCAUCGCCCCGCCUUACAAAACCGCCCUGCAGAUGAAGAAGGCUUCCAGUCACAGUGCCAGCGCGGACGCCAUGAAACCAUCCAGACUCUUGAGCUGCAACCUGGGCCAGCCUGUUUUUGCUCCACCACCGUGGUAA
This is a messenger RNA of Miscanthus lutarioriparius, 1083 nucleotides long. The record is from the annotation of a GenBank genome assembly. NCBI's taxonomy places the organism in Eukaryota, Viridiplantae, Streptophyta, Magnoliopsida, Poales, Poaceae.